AUGAGUGCCACAAAGGCGCAGUCUCAAAAGAUUUUUGAGAAAGUCAAGCUUAAGGCCGCAAACAAGGUCUGCUUCGACUGCGGCAGUAAGAACCCGACAUGGUCCUCGGUGCCAUUUGGCAUUUACCUUUGCCUGGAUUGCUCUGCUCACCACCGCAACCUCGGUGUGCACAUCUCCUUCGUCCGAUCAACAAACCUCGACCAGUGGCAAUGGGAACAGCUGCGAGUGAUGAAGGUCGGCGGAAAUGAGUCCGCAACCAAAUACUUCCAAUCGCACGGAGGUUCCGCUGCGCUGGCUAGCAAGGAUACCAAGGUCAAGUACACAUGUAAUGCAGCCGUCAAGUAUAAGGAAGAGCUUAAGAAGCGCGCGGCGCUCGAUGCGCAACAGUAUCCCGAGGAAGUCAUCAUCACGGACCUCCCCGCCGGCACUCCCUCGGAUGGAUCGAAUACUCCCGCUGGCGAUGCGGACGACGACUUUUUUUCCUCGUGGGACAAGCCCUCAAUCAAGCGCCCGAGCAACCCUCCAUCGCGCACCAGUACUCCGCCCGUCGUCAGCCGUACCGGCUCUCCUUUCCUGAACGCCGGUGCCAACGCAAACGGAUCCCGCUCGAAAUCUCCUCUGUCCGCCUCCGAAGAGAAAAGCGCAUCUCCCGCUCCAAGCGCCAUUCGGUCUACUGUUACCCGCAAGACCUCUGCAGCCCCCGCUGCCAAGAAGGGCAGUUUGCUCGGUGCUAAGAAGGCCCCGAAGCUUGGAGCCAAGAAGGUUGCCGCUGCCGAUCUUAUUGACUUCGACGAGGCCGAGCGCAAGGCCAAGGAAGAGGCUGAUCGCAUUGAAAAGCUUGGCUACGACCCUGAGGCUGAACAAGCAGAGGCUGACGCCAAGAAAGCAACGACUGCUGCCGCUAUACCAAUUGCUGCUCCUACCCCAAUUAGCCCUGCUGGCAAGUCUCUUGAACGCAACUCGAGCGAUGUAGGGCAGCUAGGCAUGGGGAUGAGCAGACUUGGCUUUGGCCAGGUCUCAAAGCCUCCUGCCCCCAAGAAGCCAACCUUUGGCUCUGUUGGUCCUGCUAAGCCCAGCGUUGAGGAUCAAGCGGAACUCGACCAGAACAGGUCCCGAUUCGGUAACCAGAAGGGUAUCUCCUCCGAUGAAUUCUUUGGACGGGAUCGAUACGAUCCCGCCGCUCAAACGGAAGCUAAGGAACGUCUCCGCCAAUUCGAUGGUGCUACGGCUAUCUCCAGCAACAGCUACUUCGGCCGGUCCGAGGAUGAGGUCCCAGCACUUGACGAUGGAUACGGUGAUAUGGAGGUUGCUGCCAAAGAUUUCAUCCGCCGCUUUGGUAUCACCGCUGGAGACGAUAUCGAAAAUCUUUCGCAUCUCGUCGGUGAAGGUGCUACUAAACUGCAAGGCGCUAUCCGCAACUAUCUGAACAACUAG
Molecule: messenger RNA, 1434 nt
Organism: Penicillium soppii
Lineage: Eukaryota; Fungi; Ascomycota; Eurotiomycetes; Eurotiales; Aspergillaceae
Product: ADP-ribosylation factor GTPase-activating protein
Exons: 6
Coding region: 1-1434 (477 amino acids)
Biological process (GO): COPI coating of Golgi vesicle
Molecular function (GO): GTPase activator activity
Source: RefSeq, a predicted model, not a curated record